GAGAUUCCUGCAGAGUCACGUGAUCAUCAGUCAGGAAAGGAAGAAUGAAGGGAGGAAAGCUGUCUGCUGGCGUCCAAUAACACACUCAGAAGGCAAGUUAAACAUCGAGCCGAAAUGGGAUGGAGAUGUUCUACAUGUGCUGGUGUUUUGAUUGACGGUUGGAAGCAGGCCACACGUGAACGGUUCGCAGAAGAGCUUUGAAAGAACGAGACGGGUGUCCUCGCCAUCAUCAUGAAGUUGAAUGAGAGGAGCGUGGCGCAUUAUGCCACAUGCAACUCUCCUCCAGACAAGACAGGCUUCCUCUUUAAGAAAGGGGAACGGAACACGGCGUACCAUCGCCGCUGGUUUAUUCUGAAGGGCAACAUGCUGUUCUACUUCGAGGAGAGGGAGAGUCGAGAGCCCAUUGGCGUCAUCGUCCUGGAAGGCUGUACGGUGGAGCUCUGCGAGUCUGAGUCCGAAGAGUUCGCCUUCGCCGUUAAAUUCGACUGCGUCAAAGCGAGGGUGUACAAGAUGGCUGCGGAGAGCCAGGCCGCUAUGGAAUCCUGGGUCAAGGCUCUGUCACGAGCCAGUUUCGACUACAUGCGACUGGUUGUGAAGGAGCUGGAGAGGCAGCUGGAAGAGGUACAAGGAGAGAGAUUGUUACAAGCGAAAAACAAGGCGAAGAAACACCUGUCGCAAGCGCAGGGAGCAGAAGCGGGCCUCCGAACCGCCGCCAUAACGGGGCCUUUGCAGGAGGGGCUGUCUAGCAGAGAAAACGGGGUUUCUUGGAGUAAAAACAGUGGUGUGGCAAAUGGUGUCAGCGAAGGCUGCGCCUGGGAAGGUGACUGCAGCGUGAGGGCAGAAGGAGUCAGACCACCUCCGGUACCUCCGCGGAGGAAGACCAAUGGCGGGUCACUCGAGAGCCCCGUUUCGCCCGGCACAGGCUGCUUCUCCAAACUUCAUGACUGGUAUGGCAAAGAAGUGGCUGAACUGAGAAUAGAAUGGCUGCAGAGCAAAUGAAUGAAGCUGCAAGAGACUCUGAAUAUACAUCCGCACUCGUUCCGUGUUUAGUGCGAUCUAGGUUUUUUCAUCUAAAAAUGGAGAGAGCAUCAGAAAUCAGAAAGAUAAUCGCUUGUCCACUGUUACUGAUUAUUUUUUUUGUGUGACCAUUUUUUUAAAGGAACAUUCUGUCAUCAUUUACUCACCCCUCAUGUCAUGAAAAAUCAAGUGACCAAAGUUAGAAAAAAAUCGUUUAUUAAUUAUAUAUGCAUCAAUAUGACAAAAUAAUCCACAAUAUUUAUUUGCAUAUAUGUUUACUAAUACAUGAAAAACAUUGCAUUUCCUUGAACUGUUGAGGGUGGACCUAAAUGAAUCUUUGAAUCAGUUCAUUGGAUCACACAGUUUGAACUGAUGCACAAAAACUAAUUUUAACUCUUUUUGCUAUUGAAGUUUAAUUCAGAAAUGCUAUUAAAAUCAUCUUAACAUUCCUGUACUCACAAGUAGUGAGACAAGGAUGACCGUCUUAAUUUCCAAAUAAAAAGUGCAUUAAUAUAAGUCAUCGCAAUAAUCAGUUGAAAAACAUUAUACAUUGUCAGAAAAGUCAUUGCAAUAUUGGUAUAUAUCGCCCAACCCUAAUGAUUACAGAUUACUAGAGUUUGACCGAUACAGAUGAUUAUUUUUUUUGUGUAAAUUUGUUUAAAUGUUCUAUUUGCCAAUGUAAACGAAGACCUAAAUUAUGAUGAUUACAUUUAGAUCCUGUUCUUUACAUUUAUUUGUAAACCCAAUAUGACAUAAAUGCUGUGAAAUAUGAAAAUUAUCCCAUAAUUUACUCACCCUCAAGCCACCCUAGGUGAAUAUGACUUUCUUCUUUCAGCCAGAAACAAUUGGAGUUAUAUUAAAAAAUAUCCUGGCUCUUCCGAGCUUUAUAAUAGGAGUGAAUGGGGCUUGAGAUUUUGAAGGCCAAAAAAGCGCAUCUAUCCAUCAUAAAAGUAAUCCACAAGGUUAAUAAACGUUUUUGUAAGAAAAAUAUCCGUAUUUAAAACUUUAUAAUAACUGGCUUCCAGUAACAACCAUGUGCAAGUCGAGUUCCGGCGAAAGAGUGACCUCUGACGCAUUGACGAACUCGUAAGAUAGAGCAAAACAAAACACCGGUCUCAAAUUAGAAGUCUAAACGACAAUUUUUAAAGAGAAAUGUUGGAGGAUUUUGAUUUAAAGGGAUAUU
Megalobrama amblycephala (Wuchang bream) is the source of this 2200-nucleotide messenger RNA. It is a transcript of the gene pheta1, whose product is annotated as PH domain containing endocytic trafficking adaptor 1. NCBI's taxonomy places the organism in Eukaryota, Metazoa, Chordata, Actinopteri, Cypriniformes, Xenocyprididae. Bases 232 to 999 code for a protein of 255 amino acids. The record is from RefSeq and is a predicted model, not a curated record. The transcript is spliced from 3 exons. Gene Ontology annotation, biological process: receptor recycling; retrograde transport, endosome to Golgi; endosome organization. Gene Ontology annotation, cellular component: recycling endosome; trans-Golgi network; early endosome.